Copidosoma floridanum is the source of this 2474-nucleotide messenger RNA. RefSeq names its product zwei Ig domain protein zig-8. The record is from RefSeq and is a predicted model, not a curated record. Gene Ontology annotation, biological process: synapse organization. Gene Ontology annotation, cellular component: neuron projection membrane. Lineage: Eukaryota; Metazoa; Arthropoda; Insecta; Hymenoptera; Encyrtidae.
ACGACCCGGUACUCGCGCGAGCUCGCGCCGGCCCGACGACAGAUACAUACACGACCGCGCGCACAGCGCACACCCAACUAUAUAGGUGCGAAGCACGCGCGCGUGCCUCCCCCCCCACCCCCUCGUUAUUGUUUGCUUGUGGCCCUCUCGAUGGCUUCUUAUUCUUCGGGGAAAGUUUCGCCCGACUGCCGGUGAUUUAUUGUACAUCUCGACGCGUAGAGACGAUAGGAGUGCACCGCUUGGCCUCGGCAGAAGAAGGAGGAGGGAAGCACCAGGUGCAAGAAAGGACCUCACGGCACUAACGAAGCGUCCACGCGAGUGAGUUUGAGUUGGGCGAGAAGCAAAAAAAAAAGAGAGAGAGAGGGAGGUCGGUGGCAGAGUCAAACUCGAAUUCUCUUUUUUUUUUUUUUUUUUUGCACUCUUCCUCUCUCGCGCGUGUGACGUUUUCCCGUGAACUAAUUCGACGGGAGAACAAAUUGGCCGCCUCCCCCGCGCUCGCCCGUAAAUCCGAGCCGGCCAGACUGGCGUCCGGCUGAUGCCGGCGCGCCGUUGUCGAAGGAAAUUAAGAGCCCGGUAAAAAGCAGGUUGAAUACAAACAGAGGAGAAGAAGGGGAGAUAGGGAGGAAUUACGUGCUCGACGGCACACGAGAGAUUGGCUCUCUCCGCCUGCGUUCGGUAAAUCCACGGGGAAAAUCUGUCCAAAGUGCUCGAGCGUGACGAGCGGCGAGAAAGUGCGCGCGCGUGUGUGCGCUCCUUGCUCUUUCAUACCUCAACAGUGUGUGAUUGUGUGUGUGCGCGAGUGUAACCACUGAUGCUGCAGAGGAGAUAGGAGAGAGAGCUUUUUUUUUUUUUUCUUCUCUCUCUGUCGUUGGCCGAUACCGUUAUAGGACCCGAGUGUAGGUGGACAUGGGCACUUUGGAGGGAAGACGGAAGAGGUGAGCCGGCUAUAUACGCACAGGACCGAGGGAGGAAAGAAGGAAUAAAGAAAAAUACAAGUCGACGAUGCUGACAAAGUGGCCGCGGAGCCGACAAGAGCGCCUAGAAAUAUGAGGAGCAUCCUUCUUGCUUUGAGCCUCCUGUUCGCCGGCUCGGCGAGGUGUCGCAGCGACGACGAGGAGCAGCACUUGGAGCACCAGCAGACCCUCGACAGGGGCCCCUACUUUGACCCGUCGGCCUCGCAAAAUGUCACCGCCCUCGUCGGCACGACGGCUCAGCUCAACUGCCGCGUGCACAAUUUGGGCGACCGCACGGUCUCGUGGGUGAGGCACCGUGACAUCCACCUGCUGACAGUGGGCACCGAGACUUACACGUCCGACCAGAGGUUCGUGGCGUCGCACUACCCGCGCACCGAGGACUGGACGCUCCAGGUCAAGUCGCCCCAGCAGCGCGACUCCGGGACUUACGAGUGCCAGGUCUCGACGACGCCGCCCAUCGGACACUCGAUGCACCUCUCCGUCGUCGAGCCUGUGACGAAGAUCCUGGGGGAUGCGGAGAUGUUCAUCGACCGGGGCAGCACGAUGAAUCUAACCUGCGUCGUACUGUUUAGCCCCGAGCCACCGAGAGCCAUCGUGUGGACGCACGACAAGCAGGAGAUCAAUUACGAUAGCCCGAGAGGCGGGGUGUCGGUGAUUACGGAGAAGGGCGAGCAGACGACUUCGUACCUCCUGAUUCAGCGGGCCCAGCCGGCCGACAGCGGAAAGUAUACCUGCCACCCGAGCAACGCCAACACAAAAACCGUCACGGUCCACGUGCUAAAUGGUGAGCACACGUCGGCGAUGCAACACGGCGGUCAGCUCCGGCUGAGCAAUCCACCCUUCGUAGUGAUGCUGGCAACGCUGCUCGCCUUUCGCAAUCAUCGCCACUGAGCCAACUCCGCGCGGACUCUCGCUGCCACUGCCCCAAGGGGAGGGCCAGCAGAUUGUUGCGCUGCGCAGGAGGGAGCUUGCGGUCGGUCCCUCCACCCACUAUCCUCGUCGGCCAUCGCGACAAUUUACCAAUAACAGUUUUUCGCGGUUUCCUCUCUUUUUUUCAUUUUUUUUUUUUUUUUUUCAGACCCGCAAUGAGAUUACGUUUGAGUUUUUUUUUUUUCGAUCCGGAUAUGAAGUUUUUUUUUCUCCGGUACCCUACGUAUGCCGAGCGCAGCUUGAGAACAGGCUAGUCUUGGUCCGCAGACGUGUGAGUCGCGUGUAACGUUCGAUCUCUUGAUUUUCUCGAUCGAGUACGAGAUCGCGGGAAAACAGAGCGGGUACGAAAAAGAAAGAAAAUAACAUAAAAAAAAAAAAAAAAAACAAAAGGGAAAAACAAUUUUUUACCGUUCCGAUGGGAUAUUAACGAAAAAGCGUGAAAAUAAACGAACCUUUGGUUGUUUCAUUUAAAUAUAUAUAUAUAUACAUGAUACGAAAAUAUUAUAUAUAUAUAUAUACAUGACUACGGUUGAUUCAUUGACUGUUAUUUAUUAUGUAAAAUCAAAUGAU